Molecule: messenger RNA, 3409 nt
Organism: Gadus chalcogrammus (walleye pollock)
Lineage: Eukaryota; Metazoa; Chordata; Actinopteri; Gadiformes; Gadidae
Gene: odad2
Product: outer dynein arm docking complex subunit 2
Molecular function (GO): protein binding
Source: RefSeq, a predicted model, not a curated record
GCCCAGCUGGUUGGUAGCAUAGCUGUUAGCAGCAUUUGCAUCCAAGGACAACUUGAAAUACCAGAGAACUCCAACCGAUGCGAUGGGGGCAUCACUGACCAGGGCCGCUCAGUGGACCACGGCCAGCUCUGGUAGUACUGGCAAACUGGAGAUCACUCCAAUCAAUGAGUCGUUGUUGAAAGACAUCCUGCACUUUGUGGAGCAGUUUGGCCUCAGGCAUCCACAGGAGGCAGCUCACGUGUUUGAAGAGCCACUGCAGUGGACUUGCACCUUAGUGGCAUCUGAUUUCAAUACUGACUACGACAUCAGCCAUGCAGAUGUACGGUCCCAGGAAAACGACGGCAAAGGUCACCCCCUGCUCCGCCUCUCCCCCCCGACCGUAGCAGUGGGGAGCUUCAGCCAGCUCUCUAAGCUGGUGCAGCUGGCCGGGGAUAGGGGGCUGACGGAGGUCGCAGCCUGUCUGGAAGCAAACCGAGAUCUGGUGGUGAAAGUCCUGGGUUCCAGCCUCGCCACGGUCCUGGAAGGAGGCGCAGACACGUCGGCGCCGGAGCUGGUGGAGAAGCUGAAGGCAGAGGGCCCAGAGCAGGCCCAGGACUCUGAGGUCAAGGUGCAGCUCUUCCUCCUGCUCCAACAGCUAGACAACCAGCUCAUCAGCAAGGCCCUCACAGACUUCUCCAAAGAAGUGGGAGUCAGACCGUGGGCUGUGAAGAAUGAGGUGGAGCUGUUGAAAGGCUUCUGCAGCGAGGGAAACAAGCGAGUGUUGAAGUCUGUUCGAUACACAUCAGAUUAUGAAUUUUCCAAUGGCUGUCGCAGCCCGCCGUGGAGGCAGGUGCACGGGGAGAUUUGUUACCUGGUGGUGGAGCCCUGCGAUAAGGAUCCUCUCCACGUCACCUGCAGCAAGGCCGGAGUCUUCCUCAACCAGGGUUUAAAACAGGCGGCGGAGACGGAGGACAUCUACACCAAGACGAGUGACACAUACGCAGACCUGUCGAUGCUGCUGAAGAGCCGCUCCCCUCACUUUUCUGAGAACUUCAACAGUCAGGAUUCUGCAGUUCAAGAAAGGCUUCCAUCAACACAAAAGGUCCAACAUGUGGAACCGGUUGGUGCGGAGGAACAAGGCCAACCCCAGAGGUCUUGCAAGCAUCAGGAGAAGAAUGCGCCCAAGAUGGCGAGACGGCGAGAGCACGCGGUGAACACGACGAGCAGCAAGAAGAAAUUGGAACCAUCCCUCAAAUGGAAGAAUCUCGGCCUCACGGCUCCCUUUGACGAAGCGCAGCAGAGGAAACCCAGUAAGAGCACUGGGAGGGAGAGGGCCGGCGAGACGCAGGAGAAGAUCCUGAGAUCCACCAAGGGCAACUUCUCCGUGGCCUCCCUACCCGGGCACCAGAAAACUGAAGCAGAGCAGAAGAAACCCAGUAAGGGAUCUGGAAAGGGGAGGGCGGGCGAGACGCAGGAGAAGAUGCUGAGGUCGGAGAGCAAGAGGAAGGCCAACUUCUCCUUGGCCUCCCUACCGGCGCACCAGUCCUCCCAGAGAAGUAAGACGGAGGAGCUCUUCAGCGAGAGCUCCUCGGAGAGCGAGGAAGACGAGGAGCAGCCAGACCGCCGGCCCAAGAGCAACAUGGACCUUCCCUCCGAAUACUGGCAGAUCCAGAAACUGGUCAAGUACCUCAAGCGUGGCGACCAGACGGCCACUGUGAUUGCUCUGUGCUGCAUGAUGGACUUCAACUUGGCGCAGGAGACGUGCCAAAUGGCCAUCCGGGACGUAGGUGGCCUGGAGGUGCUCAUUAACUUGCUGGACACAGAAGAAAUCAGAUGCCAAAUCGGUUCGCUGAAGAUCCUGAGGAAGAUCAGCCAGAACUCCCAGAUUCGCCGCGCCAUCGCGGACCUGGGCGGCCUCCAGACCAUGGUGAAGAUCCUGGACUCCCCCGUGGUGGAGCUCAAGGCCCUGGCUGCUGAGACCAUCGCCAACGUGGCCCGCUUCCGAAGGGCCCGCCGGACCGUUAGGCAGUACGGAGGCAUCAAGAGGCUGGUGGAGCUGCUGGACUGCGCCCCCGACGCGGCCACCCUCAGCGAGGAGCAGGAGAAGGAGGUGGAGGCGGCGCGCUGCGGGGCCCUGGCGCUGUGGAGCUGCAGCAAGAGCACCCGCAACAAGGAGGCCAUCCGGCAGGCGGGAGGGGUGCCGCUGCUGGCCCGGCUGCUCAAGUCCCCCCACGAGAACCUGCUCAUCCCCGUGGUGGGCACCCUGCAGGAGUGUGCCUCGGAGGGCAUCUAUGGUUGCAUCACGCGAGGGCAGGUGACGUCCCUGGUGACCAACCUGAACCGGUACAAUGAGUAUCUCCAGAUGCACUGUGCCAGCCCUGCCAUCUUCAAGUGUGCCGAGGAAAAGCAAACCCGGGACCUGGUGCGUCAGUACCAGGGCCUGAAGCCACUGGUGUCCCUGCUGAGCAAGGCCGACAACAAACAGCUGCUGGCCGCCACCACUGGGGCCAUCUGGAAGUGUUCCAUCAGCAUCGAGAACGUGGCUAAGUUCCAGGAGUACCAGACACUGGAUAUCUUGGUGGGCCUGCUGACGGACCAGCCAGAGGAGGUGCUGGUCAACGUGGUGGGGGCUCUGGGGGAGUGUGCCCAGGGCGCUGCCAACAGGGUCACCAUCCGCAAGAGUGGCGGCAUCCAGCCUCUGGUGAACCUGCUCACGGGAACCAACCAGGCACUGCUUGUGAACGUGACCAGGGCGGUGGGGGCCUGCGCUGCAGAUCUAGAUACCAUGGCAAUCAUCGACAAACUGGACGGCGUGCGUCUCCUCUGGUCCCUGCUGAAGAACCCUGGGGUGGAGGUGCAGGCCAGCGCUGCCUGGGCCAUCUGCCCGUGCAUCCAGAACACAAAGUACGCAGGGGAAAUGGUGCGCUCCUUCGUCGGCGGCAUGGAACUGAUUGUCAAUCUGCUGAAGUCAACAAACAAAGAAGUGCUGGCGAGCGCCUGCGCUGCCAUCACCAAGAUCGCCAUCGACAAGGAGAACCUGGCAGUGAUCACGGACUACGGGGUCGUCCCCAUGCUGGCCAACCUGACGAACACAACCGAUGACAGGCUCCGUCGCCACCUGGCCGAGGCCAUCGCCGGCUGCUGCAUGUGGGUGAGCAACAUCGAGUCGUUCGGGGAGGUGAGGGCCGUGGCCCCCCUAGUGCGCUACCUCAAGUCCCAGGACCGCGCCGUGCACCGGGCCACGGCCGAGGCGCUGUUCCAGCUGUCCAAGAGCCCCAACAACUGCAUCACCAUGCACGAGAGCGGAGUGGUGAAGCCCCUGCUGGUGAUGAUUGGCUCCACGGACGACGUGCUCCAAGAGGCCGCCGCCGGAUGCCUGGGCAACAUCCGUCGACUGUUCCUGGCCUACGACAAAGCACGCUACGGUUAA